This is a messenger RNA of Leishmania mexicana MHOM/GT/2001/U1103, 1278 nucleotides long. RefSeq lists its product as hypothetical. Gene Ontology annotation, molecular function: GTP binding. NCBI's taxonomy places the organism in Eukaryota, Euglenozoa, Kinetoplastea, Trypanosomatida, Trypanosomatidae. The record is from RefSeq and is a predicted model, not a curated record. The transcript has a single exon. Bases 1 to 1278 code for a protein of 425 amino acids.
AUGUUGGGGAAGGUGUGGCGGGACUCGAAGUCGCACCUGCGUAGGCAGCAGAAGCUUGUGGAGGAGUACGGUGUCGAGGGAGCCGUGCGCGAAACAUUGCAGCCUAGUACCACCUCGUUUCGCGAGCAACUGCGCCAGCGUCCACUUGACCGAGCCAUCUUGCAAGAAAUCUAUCUUGGCCUGCAUGGGCGCCGCAUCGAGAGGAAGCUAAAGCGCGGUGUCUCAUGGGAGCACUGGAUCACGAAAGGCGACGGCACGGCACCGGUCUUCAAUACAUCCAGCAAGGCACAGCAAACAUUCGCUUUCGGCGGUAACAUUCAGCAAGUGCGCUGCGCCACCCACCCACAGCACUUUCCUGUCUUGCUCAACCACACCGAAGUCAGUGCGACGCCUGCCGCCACAGGCGGUUCGGGCAAGCGAGACCGCAACGCCAAGCAGCGCCAGAAGCAGCUCCAACACCGGUCCCCUCCGCAGAAGUCACCUUCUCGACUGCACCCUCGGCACAAUUUGCUGCCAGAGGUGGCAUUCAUCGGCCGGACGUCGAGCGGCAAGUCGUCCCUGGUCAAUGCCAUCGUGAACGCGAUGGUCACGCCGUACGGCCACCUGCGCGGCACGACGAACUCGCUACGCUUCUACAACGUUGCGAACCGUUUGAUGCUGGUUGACUGCCCCGGGUAUGGAUAUUAUGAUCCGAUAUGCACUCCAGCAAUAGACGCCGAGAAUGCUGUGCGAGCGAUGCGGGCGUACUUGAAGGCAUGUGCAGCACCCGGAGCCGUACAGAGGAUGCAGCAGCGCCGCCGCCAUGGGAAGUCGGCUACCGUCCCUCAUCAGUCACCUAACGGGAAGAGCGGCGGGCCGGCAGAUAUGAACGCCGGCGCAGCGGAAACGGGUGACAAUGAGGCCGACGACGACCAUAACCGUGGGGGUACCGAACCGCUCCUGCUCCACCAGCCGCGGAACGUGAAGCGUGUGUUUCUCUGUGCCUCUGCGCAGGGCUUGCAACACCUGGACUACGCGUACUGCGACCUGCUCGAGGCCUAUCGGGUGCCUUUCGCAGUGGUGCUGACCAAGACAGACGCGGCCCCCAUCCGCUUCCUUGCUCGGCUCACAGACUACACACGCAGCCAACUCGUGCGCUACACGCAGUGCAACGAGAUUCUGCUGACGAGCUCGUUGCGCAUUGCCGGCAUCGACAAGAUGCAGGAGCUGCUAGGGAGUUUUGCCGCCACUGAUGAUCCGCUGCACGGCGCAACACCAGACUUCAGCACCAUUGUCUAA